This is a messenger RNA of Quercus robur (English oak), 1015 nucleotides long. Its product is annotated as vacuolar protein sorting-associated protein 24 homolog 1-like. Gene Ontology annotation, biological process: protein transport; late endosome to vacuole transport; endosome transport via multivesicular body sorting pathway. NCBI's taxonomy places the organism in Eukaryota, Viridiplantae, Streptophyta, Magnoliopsida, Fagales, Fagaceae. The transcript has 7 exons. The record is from RefSeq and is a predicted model, not a curated record. Gene Ontology annotation, cellular component: ESCRT III complex; multivesicular body. The coding region runs from base 94 to 783 and encodes 229 amino acids.
UGGUCCAUGGCAUAUGAAGAUCUGCUCUUGACUAAUGAGCCUUUUCCCGAGCGAAUUCCUCUACCUGCAUAGAAAAAACAAAAACAAAAAAAAAUGGACAAAUUUAAGAGCGUGUUAAAGCCCAAAGCUAACCCACAAGAGCAAUUGAGAGGUUGGCAGCGACGCCUCCGCCAAGAGUGCCGCAACAUCGAGCGACAAAUCAGAGAUGUUCAGAGAGAGGAGAAGAGUGUGCAUAAAGCAAUUAGAGAGGCUGCAAAGAGAAAUGACAUGGGCUCAGCAAAGGCACUUGCAAAGGAAAUUGUGAUGUCAAGAAAGGCUGUGAAUCGCCUUUACGAGAAUAAAGCCCAACUUAAUUCAAUCUCAAUGCACCUUGGAGAAAGUGUUGCAAUUUCUCGUACUGUUGGUCAUUUGUCCAAGAGUGCAGAGGUCAUGAAACUUGUCAAUAACCUCAUGAAAGCUCCGGAAGUGGCAGCCACAAUGCAAGAAUUUAGCAAAGAAAUGACCAAGGCAGGAGUGAUUGAAGAAUUUGUGAAUGAUGCUGUUGACACUGCAUUGGAUUCAGAAGAUAUAGAAGAAGAAACUGAAGAAGAAGUUGAUAAGGUCCUGACUGAAAUAGCUGGUGAGACGGCUGCACAGCUUCCAGAAGCUGUCAGGAAGGAGAGGACAAAGUUACCUGCCCAGAGAGCUAGUACUUCACAAGAAGAAGAAGCUAUUGCUGAGGGAGCAGACGAUGAGGAAGAGCUGGAAGAGUUAAGAGCACGGCUUGCUAAAGUGAGAUCAUAAUUUCUCCAAUUGUUUUCAUUGCUUAGCCACUAAAGUAUUAGAGAAAAAGGGGUUUGUAUCAUUAGGGUUCUAGCCCAUUGUUCUGUUUGAGAUUAGGGCUUCAAACCCAGCUUAACAUAUUAUGAACAGAUGAUACUUUUUUAGCAAAGGCCAUUAUAUGCUAUCUCGUGUAUGAUAUUAAAAAAAAUACUAACAAAAUUUUUAUUUUUUUAAUAAAAAUGAAUUUCUGAAA